AUGGGCGAGGGUGGGCUGCCCCCGGCCUUCCAGCUGCUGCUGCGCGCCUGCGAUCAGGGAGACACAGAGACGGCGCGGCGGCUGCUGGAGCCGGGGGCUGCGGAGCCGGCGGAGCGCGGCGCGGAGCCGGAGGCGGGCGCCGAGCCGGCGGGGCCCGAGGCUGUCGGGCCCGGGGCGGCGGCGGCGGCGUCGGCCGGAGCGCCGGUGCCCGUGGACUGCUCGGACGAGGCGGGCAACACGGCGCUGCAGUUCGCCGCGGCCGGGGGCCACGAGCCUCUGGUGCGCUUCCUGCUGCGACGCGGCGCCUCGGUCAACAGCCGCAACCACUACGGCUGGAGCGCGCUCAUGCAGGCGGCCAGAUUUGGGCACGUGAGUGUGGCACACCUCCUUUUGGAUCACGGGGCUGAUGUCAAUGCCCAGAACCGACUGGGGGCCAGUGUGCUCACCGUGGCCUCUCGGGGCGGCCACCUGGGUGUGGUGAAGCUGCUGCUGGAAGCCGGUGCCUUUGUGGACCAUCACAAACCCUCAGGCGAGCAGGCGGGGGACGGCAGGGACGAGCUCCUGGACGUCACGGCCCUGAUGGCCGCCAUCCAGCACGGCCAUGAGGCUGUGGUGCGUCUGCUGAUGGAGUGGGGUGCAGACCCCAACCACGCGGCCCGCACCGUGGGCUGGAGCCCGCUCAUGCUGUCGGCACUCACCGGGAGGCCUGGCGUGGCCCAGCAGCUGGUGGAGAAGGGGGCCAACCCCGACCACCUCAGUGUGCUGGAGAAGACCGCCUUCGAGGUUGCACUUGACCGCAAGCACAGGGACCUUGCAGACUACCUGGACCCGCUGACCACCGUCAGGCCCAAGACAGAUGAGGAGAAAAGGCGACCUGAUAUUUUCCAUGCAUUGAAAAUGGGAAACUUCCAGCUGGUCAGAGAGAUUGCCGACGAAGACCCCAACCACGUGAACCUGGUUAAUGGGGACGGGGCGACCCCACUGAUGCUGGCAGCUGUCAUGGGGCAGCUGCCUCUGGUGCAGCUGCUGGUCGAGAGGCGUGCUGACAUCGACAAGCAGGACAGUGUGCACGGCUGGACGGCUCUCAUGCAGGCCACCUACCACGGGAACAAGGAGAUUGUCAAAUAUUUGCUAAACCAAGGGGCUGAUGUCGCUCUUCGUGCAAAAAACGGGUACACGGCCUUUGACCUAGUGAUGCUGCUGAGUGAUCCUGACACGGAACUUGUUCGACUGCUGGCAUCUGUCUGCAUGCAGGUGAAUAAAGAAAAAGGCCGGCCCAGCCACCCUCCACCCCUGCUCCACUCGAAGGUCCGACAGCCCUGGAGUGUCCCACUGUUGCCUGAUGACAAAGGUGGACUUAAGUCCUGGUGGAACCGAAUGUCCAAUCGGUUCCGGAAGCUCAAACUGAUGCAAACACUGCCCCGUGGGCUGUCCAGCAACCAGCCAUUGCCUUUCUGUGAUGAACCAGAGCCAGCACUGGACUCCACAAUGAGGGCGGCCCCUCCAGACAAGAUGAGCCUUUCUGGGCUCCCCGAUGUGGCCCCCACAAGCAAAGACAAUGGUCCUGGGAGCACAAGAGGAGAAAAGGAAGAUGUGUUAUUGACAACCAUGCUACGGAAUGGAGCCCCCUUCACCAGACUCCCGAGCGACAAGCUGAAGGCAGUCAUCCCCCCUUUCUUACCCCCUUCCAGCUUUGAGUUGUGGAGCUCGGAUCGGUCCCGGACAUGUCACAACGGGAAGGCAGACCCCAUGAAGACUGUGCUGCCCCAGAGAGCCAGCAGGGGCCACCCCGUGGGCGGCGGGAGCACAGACACUACUCCUGUCAGGCCAGUUAAAUUUCCAUCUCUCUCCAGAAGCCCAGUCUCUCCUGCCAAUUCUGGAAACUUGAACCACUCACCUCAUUCCUCUGGCGGCUCCAGUGGGGUAGGGGGCAUGAGCAGGCAUGGCGGGGAGCUGCAUAACCGCUCAGGUGGGAGCAUAGACAGUGUCCUGUCCCAGAUCGCUGCCCAGAGGAAAAAAGCAGCAGGAUUAUCUGAGCAGAAGCCCAGCCAUCGGUCAAGUCCCAUUGGGCCAGCUCCCGGCUCCAGUCCAUCUGAGCUCGCAGUCUCCCCUGCAGGCGUCAGUGUUCCUGUUCCUGGUGGCAAGCAAAAACUGGAGACAAGCAAAAGGCCUCUGUCUGGAACUUCCACUACCUCCAAAAGCACCUCCCCAACCCUCACGCCUUCGCCUUCUCCCAAAGGGCAUGCAGCCGAGUCCUCCGUGUCCUCCUCCUCCUCCCACCGGCAGUCCAAGAGCAGCGGGGGCUCCAGCAGCGGCACCAUCACUGAUGAGGAUGAACUGACUGGAAUCCUUAAGAAAUUAUCACUUGAGAAAUAUCAGCCCAUUUUUGAGGAGCAAGAGGUGGAUAUGGAAGCAUUCCUCACACUCACCGAUGGUGACUUGAAGGAGCUGGGUAUUAAGACAGAUGGAUCCAGGCAGCAGAUUUUGGCAGCGAUUUCUGAACUGAACGCAGGCAAGGGACGUGAGAGACAAAUUUUACAGGAAACCAUCCACAACUUCCACUCUUCCUUCGAGAGCAGCGCCAGCAACACCAGGGCCCCUGGAAACAAUCCCUGUGCUGUUUCUCCUUCAUCCUCUCAUCCUCCCACCCAUAGAAGCCAACUUCCCACAUGACUGAAGAGAAGAGGUUUUGUUUUAGCCAUCACUGACAGGUGCCUUUACAAAUGUUCCUUGCAUCCCAACCUUCUUUAAGGAGACACGGUCAUUGAGCUCCUACUGUGUGCGGCAGCUGGACCCCGGUGUCAUCUGUCCUCACCAGCAGCCUGGAGGCUGGCAUGGUUUAACCUCAUCCUGCAUGCUGGGGAAAUAGACUCGGAGGACUGGAGCUGCAUGCCAGUUCCCCAGCCCAGAAGGAGUGAAGCUGGCUGAGAACCACAUCUAGUGGGCUUCUGAGCCUGUGCUUUUGCCACCAACUCCUAUAGACUCCUGGGGCUAGAGGCACCAGGAACUCUCUCUGCUUUAAUGUGCUCAUCUCUUCAGAGACUAUCAGUAGGCCUAGGAUUAUUUGCCCCUGAAAUACAUAUGGGACCCUGAGUUAGGUGCUGUGAGGUUUUGUGCCUGCUCUUUGCAGUCCUCCUGGUCUUUUCAUCACCCCUAUAUCUGUGCAGCUUUCACUCCAGUAAGUUUGGUUGAACCCCUAUGAUUGAAUACUUACGGUAUGCAGGAGCUGUGCUGGGGGUCAGCAUUCCACAAAUGCACACCUCCACGAUCUCAUCUAAUGACCCCAGACAGAGCAGGGCUUAUUCUUACUUUGCAGAUGGGAAAACAGGCUCAGGACAGAUGCUCCUUUUGUCUUUUUCACUGGACUCAGUGGUUCUAAGACUUUUUCUCCCAGGCAGUUUGUGUGCUCAUUGGUGAGAAAUCUCUGGCACCCCUUCUGGACCAUGAUCACCCCCUUGCUGGUGACCCUCCAGCAGGCUGUUCUGGUCCACAGUGUUUCCCUUGCUCGAUGACCAUCAGCAUUUCCCAAAGUGUCUUCCUUGGAACCCUAGUUCCACAGGAUGUUAAUAGGUUUUUCAUAAAGAAAAAUAAAGGGGGAGGAAAUGUGUAUGUGACAGAGGGAUGAGGCUCUGUGAUCAGUAGGCUUGGCAGACACUGAGUUAAAGCCCAGUUACAAGAUGUUUGCUGCAGGACAUCUCAGCAUACACCUUGCCGUACAUUGGGGGAGGGGGGACCUCUUCAAGGGGGCCAUGUAGCUGGUAGCAUUUCCCACACAUGUGAUCACAGAAUGCUCAUUCAUGGCACUCUUGAGCAAAACUGGGGUUCCUUGGACACCGUCAGGGAAACCCUGCUUUGACUGGGCAGUGGCAGUCAUGAGGCCUCACAGCACCUGGGAGUGGGCCCAAGGGCCUCUCAAAGCCUUCAGUUGGGUUAGGGGUCUUUGGUAACGGCCUCUUUUCUUUCCAGUAGCUCUCUGCUUGGCAGUGGGACAUCACAGUAAGGGAGUCCCCUGACUGAGAGGGCCAGGAUCCUGCUCAGGGGUGUGCAUCCGGGGCGUCUCCUGCAGGGCCAGGGGCAUCGUUUCCCAGUGUUGGUGCUGUGUCCUGCCUGCGAGUGCUGGGUGUCUGAGCCCUGCCCCUCAGCGACCAGGAGAAGGCUCCCACCUCCUUGCUUCAGUGUCAGACCAUUACAUGGAGACUGCAAGUUUUGCCAGGAAAACAUUUACUAUUUCACUCCCCGAACAUUUACUAAGCGUUUACCCUGUACCCACCCUGUGCUUGUGCUUUGGACCCAGAGAUGAAAAACACUCAUCUCUGUCCUCAAAGAAUCCACAAUAUCUUAGAGGAGGCAGCACAUAAGUAGGUGUUGUAUGCCCGUAAAGAGUCUUGUAAUAAAGGUGUGUACUGGGCCCAUGACUCUGAGGAAGUCACUGGUGAUGGCUCAGGUUUGGUCCGGAUGGGCCCCAUUGGAAAGACUGGGUCUGAAAAGGUAAGUCAGUACAGGUGGGGAAGAAAAAGCGCUCCCCAGAUGAGGGGACAGUGUGUGUAGAGGCAGGUUGCAUAUAACAUUUCUAGAUUAAAUAGUGUUGGGGGGUAAGUUAGGUACCUGUUAUUCCGAUUUUUGGUUUCCUUUGAAAUGCCUAGCAGCAAUCUGUUACCUGGGAAGAGCACUGACUCUAUAGUCAGUCCUAGCACUGGGUUUUGGCUCAGCCACUUCUUAAUGGGUAACGUGUUUCUUCCGUUCCUUGAGCCUCAGUUUCCCUUUUGGUUACAAGAGGAUAAUGCUCCCCGAGCGCUGAGAUCAGAUGAAGGGGAAAGCCCUUCUCACACCACGUGGAGCUCUGCAGAUGUGAGAAAUCUCCACGACAGCUACCUGUUUGAAAUCUCUCUGUCUAUGUUUCUCCCUCCCCCUACCUCCCGCCUGCCCUGACGCAGCCAGGGCUGGAUGGGCGAGGCCAGAAGCAGCAGCCUCCAGCCAGAGGUAGCAGCAGCUUAGGUGGCUCUGCUGGCAUCAGAGCCCCGAGGAAGUGAGGGUUGGUGGUGAAUCCCCACCCUCCGGCUGUGGCUGAUUCUGGUGUUUGUGUCAUUGGGAUUCCCAGCAAGGUGGAGAGAAAGAAGCAGGAAGGCCUUCCAGUCUGAUCGCAGGGGCUGAUCCAGAGGGCAAGGAGGAAGCAGGAAAACCCUCCAGUUUGCUCUUGCCUCAGAGCUGCCUAAGGACAGUGCCAUGCUGUCCAGACAUGCUGGGCUAGACAGCUGUGGUCAUCUAUGCUGACCUCUUGAAGGCUUGGGACCCUUCCUGGGAAGAUUCUGCAGCGCAGAGUGAAGGUGUUGUGAAGCACCAUCUGUGCUUUGCUCAGGCACGAUAAUCAUGUCUCAUUAACCAACAGAUCCUCUUCAACAUGUAAGGAGACCUGAUGCUUUCCCUGACAAAGUUGAUACCCUGCAGGACCAGCCAGGGACUGAAUCUCCUCGCUGAGGGAGGUGGGUGGUGACUUCCCUCUUCAGCUUCCUUCUUAAGGUGGGGACCACCCAGGGGCUCUCCUCAGGGCCCUCCCUGUCCAGUGGGUUGAGCCAGCUCCCAUCAGUCUUAGUUCCUGUUGGAGCUGCCUCCUUAGGGCUCAUAGAUACAGGGAAUGGCCAUCCUUUUCUGGGAGACUUUGUACCCUCUGUCCAGGUGGCUGGGGUAGGGUUUGGCUUCACUGGAUCCUUUGAUAAGCGACCAAGGUGCUGUUUUGUUUCAGCUCUACUCUGUGUUUCCAUGUUCCUUACCAUCAAACACUUCUUUCUGUUACUAUUUUAUUGUUUUUCU
This is a messenger RNA of Hippopotamus amphibius kiboko, 5808 nucleotides long. It is a transcript of the gene ANKS6, whose product is annotated as ankyrin repeat and sterile alpha motif domain containing 6. Gene Ontology annotation, biological process: innate immune response. NCBI's taxonomy places the organism in Eukaryota, Metazoa, Chordata, Mammalia, Artiodactyla, Hippopotamidae. Gene Ontology annotation, molecular function: protein binding. Gene Ontology annotation, cellular component: cytoplasm. The record is from RefSeq and is a predicted model, not a curated record. The coding region runs from base 1 to 2673 and encodes 890 amino acids. The transcript is spliced from 16 exons.